GAAGAUGCUGUAGCGUCCUCACCGGCUCCCAGCAGGGAAAUGGUCCAGGAGUGCUGGGUGUGAGCCUCCCUUCUCCUCAAGCCGGAGACUGCGGUUGUCAUUGAUCAAUUGAAGAAGCAAGGACCCGAAAUCACAGACAUUAGCAAUGAUGUGUGAAGUGAUGCCCACGAUUAAUGAGGACACCCCAAUGAGCCAAAGGGGGUCCCAAAGCAGUGGCUCGGACUCAGACUCCCAUUUUGAGCAGCUGAUGGUGAAUAUGCUAGAUGAAAGGGAUCGUCUUCUAGACACCCUUCGGGAGACCCAGGAAAGCCUCUCACUUGCCCAGCAGAGACUUCAGGAUGUCAUCUAUGACCGAGACUCACUCCAGAGACAGCUCAAUUCAGCCCUGCCACAGGAUAUCGAAUCCUUAACAGGAGGGCUGGCUGGUUCUAAGGGGGCUGAUCCACCGGAAUUUGCUGCACUGACAAAAGAAUUAAAUGCCUGCAGGGAACAACUUCUAGAAAAGGAAGAAGAAAUCUCUGAACUCAAAGCUGAAAGAAACAACACAAGACUAUUACUGGAGCAUUUGGAGUGCCUUGUGUCACGACAUGAAAGGUCACUAAGAAUGACGGUGGUAAAACGGCAAGCCCAGUCUCCCUCAGGAGUAUCCAGUGAAGUUGAAGUUCUCAAGGCACUGAAAUCUUUGUUUGAGCACCACAAGGCCUUGGAUGAAAAGGUAAGGGAGCGACUGAGGGUUUCUUUAGAAAGAGUCUCUGCACUGGAAGAAGAACUAGCUGCUGCUAAUCAGGAGAUUGUUGCCUUGCGUGAACAAAAUGUUCAUAUACAAAGAAAAAUGGCAUCAAGCGAGGGAUCCACAGAAUCAGAACAUCUUGAAGGGAUGGAACCUGGACAGAAAGUCCAUGAGAAGCGUUUGUCCAAUGGUUCUAUAGACUCAACCGAUGAAACUAGUCAAAUAGUUGAACUACAAGAAUUGCUUGAAAAGCAAAACUAUGAAAUGGCCCAGAUGAAAGAACGUUUAGCAGCCCUUUCUUCCCGAGUGGGAGAGGUGGAACAGGAAGCGGAGACAGCAAGAAAGGAUCUCAUUAAAACUGAAGAAAUGAACACCAAGUAUCAAAGGGACAUUAGGGAGGCCAUGGCACAAAAGGAAGAUAUGGAAGAAAGAAUUACAACCCUUGAAAAGCGUUACCUCAGUGCUCAGAGAGAAUCUACCUCCAUACAUGACAUGAAUGAUAAACUAGAAAAUGAGUUAGCAAAUAAAGAAGCUAUCCUACGGCAGAUGGAAGAGAAAAACAGACAGUUACAAGAACGUCUUGAGCUAGCUGAACAAAAGUUGCAGCAGACCAUGAGAAAGGCUGAAACCUUGCCUGAAGUAGAGGCUGAACUGGCUCAGAGAAUUGCAGCCCUAACCAAGGCUGAAGAGAGACAUGGAAAUAUUGAAGAACGUAUGAGACAUCUAGAGGGCCAACUUGAAGAGAAAAAUCAAGAACUUCAAAGAGCUAGGCAAAGAGAGAAAAUGAAUGAGGAGCAUAACAAGAGGUUAUCCGAUACUGUUGAUAGACUUCUGACUGAAUCCAAUGAACGCCUACAACUACACUUAAAGGAAAGAAUGGCUGCUCUAGAAGAAAAGAAUGUUUUAAUUCAAGAAUCAGAAACUUUCAGAAAGAAUCUUGAAGAAUCUUUACAUGAUAAGGAAAGAUUAGCAGAAGAAAUUGAAAAGCUGAGAUCUGAACUUGACCAACUGAAAAUGAGAACUGGCUCUUUAAUUGAACCCACAAUAUCAAGAACUCAUCUAGACACCUCGGCUGAGUUACGGUAUUCAGUGGGAUCUCUAGUGGACAGCCAGUCUGAUUACAGAACAACUAAAGUGAUAAGAAGACCAAGGAGAGGCCGCAUGGGUGUGCGAAGAGAUGAACCAAAGGUGAAAUCUCUUGGGGAUCAUGAGUGGAACAGAACUCAACAGAUUGGAGUACUAAGCAGCCACCCUUUUGAAAGUGACACUGAAAUGUCUGAUAUUGAUGAUGAUGACAGAGAAACAAUUUUUAGCUCAAUGGAUCUUCUCUCUCCAAGUGGUCAUUCCGAUGCCCAGACUCUAGCCAUGAUGCUUCAGGAGCAACUGGAUGCCAUCAACAAAGAAAUCAGGCUAAUUCAGGAAGAAAAAGAAUCUACAGAGUUGCGUGCUGAAGAAAUUGAGAAUAGAGUGGCUAGUGUGAGCCUCGAAGGCCUGAAUUUGGCAAGGGUCCACCCAGGUACCUCCAUCACUGCCUCUGUUACAGCUUCAUCACUGGCCAGUUCAUCUCCUCCCAGUGGACACUCAACGCCAAAGCUCACCCCUCGAAGCCCUGCCAGGGAAAUGGAUCGGAUGGGAGUCAUGACACUGCCAAGUGAUCUAAGGAAACAUCGGAGAAAGAUUGCAGUUGUGGAAGAAGAUGGCCGAGAGGACAAAGCAACAAUUAAAUGUGAAACUUCUCCUCCUCCUACCCCUAGAGCCAUCAGAAUGACUCACACCCUCCCUUCUUCCUACCACAAUGAUGCUCGAAGUAGUUUAUCUGUCUCUCUUGAGCCAGAAAGCCUUGGGCUUGGUAGUGCCACCAGCAGCCAAGACUCUCUUCACAAAGCCCCCAAGAAGAAAGGAAUCAAGUCUUCAAUAGGACGUUUGUUUGGUAAAAAAGAAAAAGCUCGACUUGGGCAGCUCCGAGGCUUUAUGGAGACUGAAGCUGCAGCUCAGGAGUCCCUGGGGUUAGGCAAACUCGGAACUCAAGCUGAGAAGGAUCGAAGACUGAAGAAAAAGUGUACACAAAUUUAUCUUACAGAAAAAAACAUCAGCUGUACUCUAAAUUCCAAAACACCUUCAGGCAACGUUUGGGUGACUCAUGAAGAAAUGGAAAAUCUUGCAGCUCCAGCAAAAACGAAAGAAUCUGAGGAAGGAAGCUGGGCCCAGACCCUGGCUUAUGGAGAUAUGAACCAUGAGUGGAUUGGAAAUGAAUGGCUUCCCAGCUUGGGGUUACCUCAGUACAGAAGUUACUUUAUGGAAUGCUUGGUAGAUGCAAGAAUGUUAGAUCACCUAACAAAAAAAGAUCUCCGUGUCCAUUUAAAAAUGGUGGAUAGUUUCCAUCGAACAAGUUUACAAUAUGGAAUUAUGUGCUUAAAGAGGUUGAAUUAUGACAGAAAAGAACUAGAAAGAAGACGGGAAGCAAGCCAACACGAAAUAAAAGACGUGUUGGUGUGGAGCAAUGACCGAGUUAUUCGCUGGAUACAAGCAAUUGGACUUCGAGAAUAUGCAAAUAAUAUACUUGAGAGCGGUGUGCAUGGCUCACUUAUAGCCCUGGAUGAAAACUUUGACUACAGCAGCUUAGCUUUAUUAUUACAGAUUCCAACACAGAACACCCAGGCAAGGCAGAUUCUUGAAAGGGAAUACAAUAACCUCUUGGCCCUGGGAACUGAAAGGCGACUGGAUGAAAGUGAUGACAAGAACUUUAGACGUGGAUCAACCUGGAGAAGGCAGUUUCCUCCUCGGGAAGUACAUGGAAUCAGCAUGAUGCCUGGGUCCUCAGAAACAUUACCAGCGGGAUUUAGGUUAACCACAACAUCUGGGCAGUCAAGAAAAAUGACAACAGAUGUUGCUUCAUCAAGACUGCAGAGGUUAGACAACUCCACUGUUCGCACAUACUCAUGUUGA
Messenger RNA from Piliocolobus tephrosceles (Ugandan red Colobus), 3676 nucleotides. It is a transcript of the gene PPFIA2, whose product is annotated as PPFI scaffold protein A2. Lineage: Eukaryota; Metazoa; Chordata; Mammalia; Primates; Cercopithecidae. The transcript has 31 exons. The coding region runs from base 146 to 3676 and encodes 1176 amino acids. Gene Ontology annotation, biological process: synapse organization. Gene Ontology annotation, molecular function: protein binding. The record is from RefSeq and is a predicted model, not a curated record. Gene Ontology annotation, cellular component: presynaptic active zone.